AUGGCUCCUUCAUCUGAACUAGAAGCUAUUGGUAAUGAUUACUUCAAUUCUUUAAAUGAGUUAACCUUCAAUUCUCGUCCAAUCAUUGUGAACUUGACUGUAAUUGCUCAAGAAAAUAUUGUCGCUGCUCCUUAUAUCACAAAAGCUAUUCAAAAUCGUAUUCAAUCAUGUUUACCAACUCAAAAAUUGUUCACUUUAUACCUAUUAGACUCUAUUUGUAAAAAUAUUGGUAGUCCCUAUACUGUAUUAUUUGGUUCAAAUCUUUACAACAUCUUCACUCAAACUUAUUCUUUGGUAUCCGACCUACAUCGAAAAAAAUUAAUCGACUUGUUUAAAACUUGGUUAACAACUAAAACUGCUACUGGUUUAACUUUAUUUCCAAUUGCUCAACUUCAAAAAAUUGAAGGCUUUCUAGUUCAAGCUGCUCCAUCAAGACAACAACAACAACAAAUCCAACAAAUCCAACAGAUUCAACAAAAACAACAACCAACUUUAAACCAACAAUUUCAACAAUUCAUUAGCCCUAACCCAAUUCAACAACCUCAACCACAACAAAAUAAUUACAAUUACCAAUCUCAAAAUUUUUCUAUUCCAAAUCAAAAUCAAAAUAAUUAUCAAAAUUUGCUCAACAAUAACAAUAAUCAAAUGAUGAUCAACCAAAAACCAACUGAAUUUCAACCGUUUUUACUUCAAAAAUCUUUAAUCAAUACCUCAUCAAUCGAACUUCCUUUACCAACAAGCCAAUCUUUAAUCAGUGAUAUUGACAAUUUAAAUGCAUUAAUUAACAAAAAAUUAACCCUCAAUCAAUCUGAUACAAAAUCAAAAGAGAGAUUAACAAUUUUAUCAACUUUGAAAAAUUUCCUCAGCACCCAAGUUAUGAAUGCUAAUGAUUUACUCAAAAUUAAAAAUCAAUUACAAUCGAUGAUUAAAAAAGAACAAGAAUCAAUGUCUCAAGUUCAAAUCCAAAAUUUCAAUCAAAACUUGUAUCAUAAUCAAAACCAAUUUCAAAACCAAGCUCAAAGUCAAUUUCAAAAUUUAUUGCCCAAUCAAAAUCAAAAUUUAAACCAAAUUCCUAUUCAAAACCAAAACCAAAACCAAAAUCAAAAUAAUUUCAACAACGUUAACACAAAUAUCAAGCCUAUUUUUGGUUCUUUGCAAAACAUUAUUCAAGCUACUGAUCCUAACAAUAUCGCUAAUAGAACAGGAAUUAAUAACAGAAACGGAGGAGGUUUACAAAACUUUUUAAAUCAAAGAAACAAUAAUUCAAAUAAUUUAGUUAAUAGAAAUUCUCAAUUUAAUAGUUUUUCUAAUGUAGCAAACAAUACUAAUACUAAUAAUCCACCGCCAAACUUAAGUAAUUUAUUCCAAUCAUUAAAACAAUUUGGAUUACUUAAUGAAAAGCAAAAUAAUAACAAAAAUUUCCCACCUCAAAAGGACUUUCAAAAUUCUAAUGUAAUUCCUGAUAAUGAAAAUUCUAGCUUGGCUGCUUUCUUUGAAGUUAAUAUAUAUGAUGACAACUUUCUUGAUAUCACUCAAGCAACUUUGAAUGAUAACAAAUUUACAACAAAAUUUCAAAACUUCCUUAAUGCUGAUAAGUUAAACAAUUGUGCCAAAUGUGGUAAAAGGUUUAGUAAAGAUAAUUUACAUUUAAAGGGUGCUCAUUUAGAUUGGCAUUUCAGAGUUCAUGAAAAAUUAAAAGAAUCAAGUUUAGUUCAAUCCAGAAAUUGGUAUAUGAAUGAUAUUGAGUGGAUUGGAUUUGAUGAUCGUGAAACUUUAGAUGAAUUAGAUGAUCCUGAAGCUAAAACCAAAAACCAAAACAACCAAAACAAUUCAGCCUCCUCAGGAAAUAAUAAUGGAAACUCGAAUUCAAACAAUGCUGCCAACAGAGAAGAACACUAUGUGAUUGUCCCCACAGAAUCCACUGAUAUGAACACAAAAUGUGCCAUUUGUAAAGAAGAUAUUCAUGCAAUUUGGAGCGAUGCUUUAGGCGAAUGGAUUUGGGAAAAUUCGAUAAAAGAAGGACCAAAAAUAUUCCACUGGCCCUGUUAUCAAGAGAAUAUAGAUAACAUCAGAAACUCAACUGCUAAGCCAGAAAGUCCUCAGAAAUCUAAGAAGAGAAAUUUUGAUGAAGCCCUUUCUGAUUCUGGCAAUCACUUUGCUGCUUUAUCAUCGUUGUUAAACAAAACAAAACAGAAAACUACUCAGCCUAGUUCUCAAUCAUAUAAUUCUUUGAAUCUCAAUGUAGGAAUUUUGAAAUCUCUUGCCAAUAUUCAAAAUAAUGGCUCUUCUCUAAUGGAAAAUAGGAACAAAGUUCCCAAAAGAGAGACUAUAAUUUAG
Ascoidea rubescens DSM 1968 is the source of this 2337-nucleotide messenger RNA. It is a transcript of the gene PCF11, whose product is annotated as Pcf11p. Gene Ontology annotation, cellular component: mRNA cleavage factor complex; cytoplasm. Gene Ontology annotation, biological process: termination of RNA polymerase II transcription. The transcript has a single exon. The record is from RefSeq and is a predicted model, not a curated record. The coding region runs from base 1 to 2337 and encodes 778 amino acids. Lineage: Eukaryota; Fungi; Ascomycota; Saccharomycetes; Ascoideales; Ascoideaceae. Gene Ontology annotation, molecular function: RNA polymerase II complex binding; mRNA binding.